UGACAGUACACCAAAAGACGCAUACAAGAAAUAAACCGUAUCCGUGAGACAUAUGUGACAAGUCUUUCAGUAUGAAUUACAGUUUGACAAAGAUCCGGCGGACGGAUACUGCAGAGAAAUCUUACCCAUGCGACGUUUGCGACAAAACGUUCAGUUUAAGCGGCAAUUUGACGAAACACCGGCGGACGCAUACUGGAGAGAAACCAUAUCCAUGUGACAUAUGUGACAAGUCGUUCAGUGUUAAUGACAAUUUGACAAAGCACAGGCGGACGCACACUGGGGAGAAACCGUAUCCAUGCGACAUAUGUGACAAGUCAUUCAGUGUUAAUGGCAGUUUGACAAAGCACCGGCGGACGCAUACUGGAGAGAAACCGUAUCCAUGUGACAUAUGCGAAAAGUCAUUCAGUCAAAGUGGUCAGCUUUCGGCACACCGGCGAACGCAUACUGGAGAGAAACCGUACCCAUGUGACAUAUGUGACAAGUCAUUCAGUGUAAGCAGCAAUUUAACGAAGCACCGUCGGACACACACUGGGGAGAAACCGUAUCCAUGUGACAUAUGCGAAAAGUCAUUCAGUCAAAGUGGUCAGCUUUCGGCACACCGGCGGACGCAUACUGGAGAGAAACCGUAUCCAUGCGACAUAUGUGACAAGUCAUUCAGUGUUAAUGACAGUUUGACAAAGCACCGGCGGACGCAUACUGGAGAGAAACCGUAUCCAUGUGACAUAUGUGACAAGUCGUUCAAUGAAAGUGGUCAGCUUUCAUCACACCAGCGGACGCAUACUGGAGAGAAACCGUAUCCAUGUGACAUAUGUGGCAAGUCAUUCAGUGUAAGCAGCAAUUUAACGAAGCACCGUCGGACACACACUGGGGAGAAACCGUAUCCAUGUGACAUAUGUGACAAGUCGUUCAAUGAAAGUGGUCAGCUUUCGUCACACCGGCGGACGCAUACUGGAGAGAAACCGUAUCCAUGUGACAUAUGUGACAAGUCAUUCAGUGUAAGCACCAAUUUAACGAAGCACCGUCGGACACACACUGGGGAGAAACCGUAUCCAUGUGACAUAUGCGAAAAGUCAUUCAGUCAAAGUGGUCAGCUUUCGGCACACCGGCGGACGCAUACUGGAGAGAAACCGUAUCCAUGUGACAUAUGUGACAAUUCAUUCAAUCAAAGUGGCUCCCUUACGGCACAUCAGCGGGCACACACUGGCGAGAAACCAUAUCAGUGCAACGUUUGUGACAAGUCGUUCAGCGUAAGUGAAAGUUUGUAAAAACACAAGUGGACGCACACCUAAGUGAAACAUUACAUAAUAUACGAUGUUUGGGACAAUUCAUACAUUCAAAGUGGCUCACUAAAGUUACAAUGGGCUACUAGGUGAGACUUAUGAACUGGAUAUCAGAAAUGUGUACUGUGGUCUGGAUUUACAGAUGUUGAAUAAGGAUAUCAUUGUGUUCGCAUCUAAUUUUUUUCACUUUGUAGUUAAAUAACAAUAUAUUAAUAUUGGUUUUUUUGAAUGUCCAUGAAUAUAAUGUGUAUUACAUAAAAAAUAAUGUUGUCAAGUUCAUAAUAUUUUGGAGCCUAUCAGCACUGGUGGAAGUUAUACCCAUUUAAUGUGAUGUGAUGAUUUAAUGUGAUACUAGGUUGUUCGAAACUAUUUUUAAAUGUUAAUUUGACACAUGACUUACAUGAUAGCAUGUUUUCCUAAACAUUCAGUCCUAAAUUCAGUGUAUUUUAUCCUAAAAAACUAUAA
Messenger RNA from Acyrthosiphon pisum (pea aphid), 1745 nucleotides. RefSeq names its product zinc finger protein 271-like. Gene Ontology annotation, biological process: regulation of transcription by RNA polymerase II. The coding region runs from base 72 to 1265 and encodes 397 amino acids. The transcript has a single exon. Gene Ontology annotation, molecular function: DNA-binding transcription factor activity, RNA polymerase II-specific; RNA polymerase II cis-regulatory region sequence-specific DNA binding. Lineage: Eukaryota; Metazoa; Arthropoda; Insecta; Hemiptera; Aphididae. The record is from RefSeq and is a predicted model, not a curated record.